Molecule: messenger RNA, 1033 nt
Organism: Stomoxys calcitrans (stable fly)
Lineage: Eukaryota; Metazoa; Arthropoda; Insecta; Diptera; Muscidae
Exons: 3
Coding region: 279-902 (207 amino acids)
Source: RefSeq, a predicted model, not a curated record
CUUAAGCUUAUCUGCAAUUCUUUUACUAAUGAACUCCCCACUUCUUCUACAACCGCAGCAAGUCCACACAGCAUCGACUGAGGGAAUUCCGCCAGUGACGUCACCGCCUCUCUUUUCUCAAAGCAACAGCCGCUCUAACCCCGCUUCACGUCUAACUGGAAAACCCCCACUCCUGUCCAUGGUCCUUCGAAACCGUUCACUGAGUUAACCAUCAAUUGAGGUAAAUCCCAUCUGCAGUGUCUAGCAUACGUAGAUGUGUGUCAUUGUUUCGGUCAAAUAUGAAUGCCCAAGAGUUAUACAAGUGCAUGCUUUGCAAAAAACGUCAUGCCCUCAGGUUCUGCCCACAAUUUAUACUGAUGACUGUAGAAGACAGGAGAGCCGCCGUUCGACAACACCGUUACUGUCGAAAUUGUCUGGCAAAAAGCCAUUCUGUAGUAGAGUGUCAGUCGACGGAUACGUGCCGAAAAUGUGGGUUUCAGCAUCAUACAAUGCUGCACCCACGAAAACUUGUACUGAAGUCAAAAAGCUCCAACGCCGCCUCCAAGUCGCACUCAUCUAACCAACCAACUUCAUCUCGGCCCCAAAGAAAUCCAGCAGCACAGUCCAAUGCCACAGCCAAAUCACGCCUUGGCCAACGUCAGCACUCAGCUUCGGCUGGCCAACAACAAGAACAACAAAGGCGAGCCAAAAGGCACAAUAAACCAAAGGGUCAAAGAAGCCACCAACAACAACCACCCAAGCACCAACGAAAAUUGAAGACCCAAAAGUCCAACAAAGAGCGCCCACUAACUCCACAACCCAACUACUUAAUUUUAUCUGAAGCCAUCAAGUCGUUGGCAACAGUGUUAUGCGCUUCACCAAAUCUUGCGCAAGCGCAAGGCCGGCGCCAUGGACAAAUUUGAAUUUGUCCCUUUAAUUUAAGUACAAUCUAUCGUAGAAUAAGUCGAAGUAUAUGAAGUCAAAUUGUGAAUUGUAAAUGAAUUUGUAGCACGUAAGAAAAUAUCUAUUAGCACUAAGUGUAUAUAUUGUGAAU